Messenger RNA from Salmo salar (Atlantic salmon), 1293 nucleotides. Its product is annotated as ranBP-type and C3HC4-type zinc finger-containing protein 1. Gene Ontology annotation, cellular component: LUBAC complex. The record is from RefSeq and is a predicted model, not a curated record. Gene Ontology annotation, biological process: protein linear polyubiquitination; proteasome-mediated ubiquitin-dependent protein catabolic process; positive regulation of canonical NF-kappaB signal transduction. Lineage: Eukaryota; Metazoa; Chordata; Actinopteri; Salmoniformes; Salmonidae. Gene Ontology annotation, molecular function: ubiquitin binding; ubiquitin-protein transferase activity.
AUGGUCUAUGUCUUGGAGGAGCUAGCCCAGUUGUUGAGUGAGGCCAUCAGCUGUGGUGACAAAGAGGAAGCCAAGAGGUGUUUGGAGCAGCUGGCAGAGUUGUGUGUACCAAUGUCUGUCAGGAUCUCCCACAAGGCUUACUCCCAGGACUCUAUUCGGUUGAAGUUGGGAGUCGGGGAUGCACAUUCAGAUAACUAUGUUCCUGUUGCCUCGUUGGUAACACUCGACAUGACCAUUUCAGAUCUGAAAGAUAAGAUCAAUACUAACUAUGAAUUUAAUCCAUCUCUGCAGAGCUGGGUGAUCGGGAAGCAUCUGGCCCAGGUAACACUCAGCCAUUGGUUGAGGAAGAAUGAAGACCAGGCCUACUUGUACAUCAAGUCUGCCCAUGCUGUCAAUCUCAGCUGGGAUCAACUGAACCAGGAGGAGCACCAUCGGCUAGACCGUAUCAUUGAGUCAUUAAAUCCUCUUCUGGCCAGAGGAGCAACUGGACCAACUCCAACUCAAAGAAAGAAAAAAACAGUCGCUCCUGCUCCUCCGCCAAAGCCUCGGGUGGGCUGGUCAUGCCCUGUGUACACCUAUGCUAACAAGCCAACGCGGCCGGGGUGUGGGUCUGAGAGACCAGCAGGUUAUAAAGUACCCAAGGUUUACCAGCCUGAUAAGCAGGAGGUCCAGAGACUCCAGCUAGAGGAGAUGGCCACUUUACAGUACCAGCAGGGAUUGGAGGAAGAGCGGGAGAGGAAUGUCCUGGUGGUGGAAAUGGACGCCCACAGCCUCGUCUCCAACACAUAGGAGCUGGACUGUUCUAUCUGCUACUGCUCCAUUCCGCCAGUUAAAUACCUUCUUAUUUGAGUAUGUCCUCUGAACUGGGAGUGUCUUAUAGGAACCAUAGUGAACAGUAUGGAUGCAGAGGUGACCUGCCCUUAUGAGGAUGAAAACUACAGCUGUGAUAGCAAGCUGCAUGACAGGGAGAUCAAAUCUCUUCUCUCUCAGGAGGAGCACCGGAAGUUUCUAGAGCUGAGGCUCAGUAGCACUGAGAUGUGGAGUGAGAACAGCUACCAGUGCAAAACUCCUGACUGCGCUGGCUGGGGCAUCUUUGAGGACCAAGUCAACGAGUUUAUGUGUGAGCUCUGAGAGACCAACUGUCUCCUCUGCUGCAAGGCCAUCCACAAAGACAGGAACUGCAAGGAGUUUCAAGACGAUCUCCGGAUCAGAGCUGAGAAAGACAUGGCUGCAAAACAGACCACACAGAUGCUGGAGAGUUCUGGGGACAACUCAGGAAGCUGUGGAUGUUGA